AUGCCCUUUGCGCAGCUCAUUCUCGGUGCUCCAGGCUCUGGAAAGAGCACCUAUUGCGAUGGCAUGCACCAGUUUAUGGGCGCCAUUGGCCGCGCAUGCUCCGUGGUCAACCUCGAUCCCGCAAACGAUCACACAAACUAUCCGAAAGCUCUCGAUAUCCGCGACCUCGUCAAGCUAGAAGAUAUCAUGGCUGGUGACAAGCUGGGCCCCAACGGCGGCAUCCUCUAUGCCCUAGAGGAGCUCGAGCACAACAUGGAGUGGCUGGAGGAAGGCUUGAAAGAAUUCAGCGAAGACUACAUUCUCUUUGACUGCCCGGGUCAAGUCGAGCUAUAUACACACCACAACUCUCUGCGCAAUAUCUUCUCCAGGCUGCAGAAGAUUGGCUUUAGACUUGUCGUCGUACAUCUCUCCGAUUCCUUUUGCUUGACCCAACCCUCGCUGUACAUCUCCAACCUACUCCUGGCCCUUCGCGCCAUGCUCCAGAUGGACAUGCCACACAUCAACGUCCUGACCAAGAUCGAUAAAGUCGCCUCCUAUGACGAUCUCCCCUUCAACCUCGAAUACUAUACCGACGUCGAUGACCUCUCGUAUCUGAUCCCAUACUUGGAAGAAGAAUCGCCGGCGAUGCGCAACGAAAAGUUCAGCAGACUCAAUGAAGCCGUGUCAAACAUGAUCGAGAGCUACAGCCUAGUCCGGUUCGAGGUCCUGGCAGUCGAAGACAAGAAGAGCAUGAUGCAUCUCCUCCGGGUGAUCGACCGAGCAGGAGGAUACGCCUUUGGCAGUGCAGAAGGCGCAAAUGACUCCGUCUGGCAGGUCGCAAUGCGCAACGAGUCGUCUAUGAUGGAGGUGCAGGAUAUCCAGGAGCGCUGGGUCGAUCGUAAGGCGGAAUACGACGAGCUGGAGCGGAAGGAAUGGGAAGAGCAGGCCAAGAUGCGGGAGGAGGAUGAUCCCAGCGCCGGGCAGGCGCCGCCGCCGCCGGCCGACGAUUAUGAUCCAGACUUUGGCGACAUGACGAUACCUGCAGAUAGUGGCAUAAAAGUAGUGCGCAAGAACAAAUGA
Colletotrichum abscissum is the source of this 1059-nucleotide messenger RNA. RefSeq lists its product as uncharacterized. Gene Ontology annotation, molecular function: GTPase activity. The transcript has 3 exons. Lineage: Eukaryota; Fungi; Ascomycota; Sordariomycetes; Glomerellales; Glomerellaceae. Gene Ontology annotation, cellular component: cytoplasm. Bases 1 to 1059 code for a protein of 352 amino acids. The record is from RefSeq and is a predicted model, not a curated record.